AUUACAAGUCGGCGAAGCUUAAAUAUAUUUGUUAAUGUAUUACUUGCAAUUAAAUAAUAACAAUAUUUUUAAUGUAAUUAGUAUCCAUAUGGAUUAAUAAAUAUAAUUUUAUAAAUAUCUGCAAAUCGAGUGAUAUUUUUUUUUAGAAAUAAGUGCUAAACUACAAUCAUCACCAUGGAUGAUGUCGGUAGCGAAAUCGGACAGAAAAUGCGGUCCGCAAUCAAAGCCAAGUUGACAGAACUAGGUUGCUACGUAGAUGAUGAACUCCCUGACUAUGUCAUGGUAAUGGUCGCUAAUAAGCGCACUAGGGCACAAAUGGAGGAUGACCUCCAGCUAUUCCUCGGUGACAAUACAGAGCUGUUUGUGAACUGGCUCCAUCAGGUGCUGAAGAAACUACAGGAAGUCACCGUCACUGCACCUUUGAAAUCAAUGGAAAAAGAAAAAUCAUUAACUAAGGAACAUAAAUCAAAAGAUAAAAAAGAAAAAGGAAAGAAAAACGAUAGUUUGAAGAAAGCCAAAAAGAAGGAGAAAGAAAAAGCACAUCGAAAAAAAGAGGAAAAGAAAAAUAAGAAAAAGAGUAAACAUCAUGAGAUGAUUAGGCCAAAUAUACCACCUUUGUUGAUGAACAUGGAAAAAGAGUCUGAACCCUCCAUAACAGAUGUAUUUGCUGGUCAAAUUUUAAAAAAUCAUGGUAUCAAUUUAGAUACUCAAAAAGAGGAACUGAAACAUGUAGAUAAGAAGCCUAAUAUACAAGAGCUGAAGCGCCCUAUAUUACCUAUAAUUGAUCCUGCAUCAAUUUCAUCACAGGUUGACCCAGAUUCACCUGUACCGGUUACUGUACAUGAAGGUCAGGAACUACCUAACACAACCAGCGUGUCUAUAGUGGAAACACCAAGAGACGAGCAAAUAAAUGAAAUAAACGAAAUUGAAGCUAAAAUUCAGGGUUUAAAGCAAAAAUUAGCAGAGCAACUAGAUUCUAUGUCUGACGAUGAGGAUUUUUUAAAUAUAAGAACUGAAGCUGAAGAGUUGAUGAAUGAUUUUGCUGAAGAUGUUUUUCAAGAAAUAUCACAGCAAACUCCAGUUGAUACACCUUCAUUGAACACCAGUAAAGCUGUUUCCCCACCUCCCCCUAUUCCAAAACCUCCAGAGACUACCAUAAAUCCUCCCAAAGAAUCUCCUAUUGAAAUUCUACCACAAAUUGAACUGAAGCUACCGAAGAGGCCUGUUAGAGAAAGACUGGGAGCUCGUGAGGAACCUAAAACAGUAACAGAAGUAAAAGAAAAAGUAAAGGAAAAGGGUAUACAAAAACGGACAGACAGUCCUGAAAGGUUUACUCCAGAAAGAGAACCAGAAGUCCGUCCUCAAAUUAAAUCGGCCAAAAGUCGAUUAGGUGAACUGCCUGAACCACAGAAGAGAAGCUCUGUUUCUGAAAAUACUUCUGAUAAAACAGAAUUAAGCUCGAAGAGGUUGACUUCAAAGGUGUCGGUGUUAGAAAGCAGGCCGCGUGCGAGUUGCGCGAGUGUAGUGCGUGUGCGUCCUCGACCACGUGGCACCGCGCCUGCACCCGCGCUUCUGCUUCGCGCCGUAGCAGAUGCCCACAAAAGCCUACUCAAUAUACCCCCUAAAGUGGACCCGGAAGCGAAAAAAGUGAAACGAGCGCUAGUGCGGCCCAUGCGUCGAUGCGUAGACGCGCAGAAAAUUGUUAUUCAGGUGCCUGGAGGCAACUCUCAAACGGACACGAAUGAUAAUAUUAGUUUUGGUGAUAUGGACAGCGAAGAUGACAAAACAACGAGUGACGGAGAUAAAGAUGAGUAUGUACCACCAACAAUAACAAAGAAAAUCAUCAACAAUGAUUACGUGCCAUCAUCAAUGGAGGGGAGACUGGACAAAAGGCCAGACGAGGGCAUUGUUAUAGACAGCUUUAACAUUCAUAACCCAACAGUUGGGAAAGACAAAAACACACAAUUCAUAGUCACAAUGGACGGCUACCAUCCAAAUGCUUUUCUCGCCAAGAAAUUAAUGACAGAAGGCCUGCUAAAUGAUGAAGAUGAUGCAAACAAGACCAAAGAAACUCCAACUGCGCUAGAAAGUCCAAUAGAAGAGAAACCUAAAGAAUCUGAUACAACGGAAGAUAGAACGGAACAGAAAUCUUCGCCGAAAAAUAACUUAAGUGAGACUGUAAAUGAAAGUGAAUCACCUAUUAAAAUUAAGAUAGAAGAUGAAAAACCCACUGAAAAGCGUAAAAGCAGUGACACGCUCGCGCCUGUCAAACAAGACACACCUCCAAUUAAGAAAAGAAAAGGAUCUCCAAUUGUGUUCGAUGUCAUAAAGAAAGAGAAGGAAGUGGAACGAGUGAGGGAGAGAACAGAAAGUGCUAGUAGUGAUAACCAUGUAACAGUAACAACAACUGUUAAUGCGCAUAAAUAUGAUGCACUACCACCUUUAUCCCAACCAGAGCGCAAACCAGUCUGGUGCCGUGCGUUCCCACUAUGUCGUUACGGAGCCGCGUGUGUUUUCCAACAUCCGCGCUGUAAAUUCGCAGCUGCUUGCACACGACGCGGUUGUCUGUACUCGCACGCGCUGAAUGCACCGCUGCAGCCGCUACACGCGCCAGUGUCGCCCGUCCUCGCAUCGCAUGUUGUUCCCGCUGCGAACUUCAAGACCAUAUCACCAGGGGUCGUGCCCAGCUUCUGCAAAUACCACCCGAACUGUACGAACCCAGCCUGCCAUUUCUACCAUCCUAAGCCCUGCCGCUAUGGCAAAGGUUGUAACAAUAAAUCAGAAUGUAAUUUCUAUCACAGCGAUUUACCCGCUGGCAAAUGGCGGUAUCCUGCCUAAUACUAUUAUUACUAUAUUAGAAAUGAAUAUGAAUUAUAUGCGAUUGUAUAAAGGUUGAUUAUGUUAAGUUUUUAAAAUAGAUGUGUAUCGUAAAUUAUUUGUGAUUUUAAUUAUAGCUACAAUUAAUAACGUUAGUUUAGUUAUCUACUAAAUAUAAAUGCGAAGUUGUGAAUCUUAAUGAAAUUUUAAUGUUAAGAUUGUACCACGACGACGUACAUCUUUUAUCUCUAAGAAAACGAAUUAAGUCAUGGGAAACAACUAGUAUAAAUUUAUAGUUGAAUUAGAUUAAAGUAGUUUAAUUAGCAAAUAUAAUAACACUAAUUGGCGAUGCCUGCGUUUAGAACAUUUAAAUACUUUUUUUUUUUAUUGGUGAGUUUGGUCUAUUGACAGUUUUUUUUAUGGAUGAUAAUGGAAUGCUGCACCCGCCUGCGCUAACGGUUUACGCUGGCGGGGCAUCAGUGGAGGAUGAUAAGAUGAACAUGAGGUCAGGUCGGUUAGCACAUCGUGACAAAUUAACCAAGAAUUUAUCACGAUGGUUUCCAGGGGGAACCGCGUGGAGGGCAACUUGACAUGGUACAAUGCUAGUAUUGGGGUUAUGAGUCCACAUUACUAACAAUCCCCUUCUCCCCCGGCUAUUGUCAGUUGCUUGGACCUGUAGCACUGCGACCUAUAUAGAUCUAUUGUGAUCGGGACAAGAAUUGAAGGAUAUUCAUAGGAGCGAAAACAUUUAUAUGCAAAGUUUCAUUUAAAUCCAUACUUGGGAUCGUAAAUAGCCAUUAGGCAUAGUUUAAAAGUAAAAUUAAUAAUUUUAAAUAUGGAACGUCGAAAGAGUUGUGAUACUGUUUUGUUUCUGUAGUAAAAGUUAAGUGUUGUGUUAUAUGCGAUUUAAAUUAAUUGUACUGCAUAAUCUAUUAAUUAUAUGCACAUUUUUGUACAUGUUAUGGCGUCACAAUUAAAUGCAUAA
Achroia grisella is the source of this 3802-nucleotide messenger RNA. RefSeq names its product zinc finger CCCH domain-containing protein 14 (gene Nab2). The coding region runs from base 175 to 2838 and encodes 887 amino acids. The transcript is spliced from 12 exons. Gene Ontology annotation, biological process: regulation of mRNA stability. Lineage: Eukaryota; Metazoa; Arthropoda; Insecta; Lepidoptera; Pyralidae. Gene Ontology annotation, cellular component: cytoplasm; nucleus. Gene Ontology annotation, molecular function: metal ion binding; poly(A) binding. The record is from RefSeq and is a predicted model, not a curated record.